UCCUCCCCCUCCUCUUAUCACUGAAGUGGAGAUGGAAAGAACGGGGAUCAGAGCGCGGACGAAGGAUUAACAACUGAGUGAAAAUGGGGAAAGAUAAAGGCAAACAGACUGACACAGUGUGAACGAGAAAGUGAGGGGAAACGGAUACCAAAACGAGUGAAGGCGUUGAAUAGAUUAAAAAGUAUACCACAGAAGAAGCCACAAAGAUAGAGGGCUGAAUAGCUGUUUCUGGAGUUGGGUGGACCCUUUACGAGAAAGUGUCGACAUCAACCACCGCAGCUACCAUGUACAGUGGAUAUGGAGGGACUCCGUCCCGAACUCUGUCGACGAUGUCUCUGUCCAUUCGCCCAGUCAGACGCCUUACCUCCAGAUCCAUCACUAGGAGCCAGAGCUUUACUGGAGUCAAUACCCACGACAAACCUUACCGGAACCUUGUGGUGUUCAGCACUCCUGGUCUCAGCAGGAAGCCCAGCAGAGCAAGCAGAUUGUUUACUAUGUCGAUCAAGGCCAACCCCCCACCGAAGGUUCCUCAACCAGAGCGACUGGAUGAAGUGUAUGAAGCACUGAAGAAAGGCCUUCAGUCUUACCUGCAGGUUCAUCAGAUGGACUUGGACACACUUACCAGACAGAUAAAAGAAUCAAAGAGGAACUCUAGACUGGGUUUCCUGUAUGAGCUGGACAAGCAAGUAAAGGUGACUGAGAGGUACAUUAGAAAACUGGAGUUUCACCUCAGCAAGGUAAGACCAAACAUGUGUGUGUUGGAGAAUGACUUUGAGAACCAGCUGGGGAAGUUCCACAUAAAGAUGAAGGGUCUGGCAGGAUUUGCUAGAUUGUGUGCUGGUGACCAAUAUGAGAUCUUUAUGAAGUAUGGUCGGCAGCGGUGGAAGCUCCGGGGGCGAAUAGAGAUAAAUGCUAAACAAGUGUGGGACAGUGAAGAGAUUGUAUUUCAGCCACUCAUCAACGAGUUCCUGUCUGUGAAGGUGACAGAGCUAAAGAGCUUAGCCAAUCACGUGGUGGUGGGAAGUGUUUCCUGUGAAACAAAGGAUCUGUUUGCUGCGCUGCCCCAGAUGGUUGCUGUGGAUAUUAAUGACCUUGGGACUAUUAAGCUAAGCCUUGAGGUGACCUGGAAUCCGUUUGAUAAAGAUGACCAGGGAUCGGUUGCAAGCUCUGUCAACAAACCACCAAGCAUCAAUAAGCGAAUCUCAGCCAUUUUUGACCAGACUCCACCUGACACACCACCUUUACGUUCUCUGCCUCGGAAUCUGACACGGCGGCAGCACUGGCCACUGCUGGACAUCUUCAGAGGCACUCUUAGCCAGAGCUGCUCCUGUAGUGACAACUCACCAACAAGGCAGUCCACUGCAAACAUGAUCCGCCUACAGGGAGAGUUGGAGAAUGGACCAGCAUGGUCUAAUUCUUCAGAAUCUUCUGAUGAUUCAACCAGCCCACAGCUGCCUGCACAUCCAAAGGCAGUAGUGGUGACACCAGACAUCCAGCCAGUUGGACAAAGGAGUUCCCUCCUUCAGCCUGAUGUUUCUUCUUGCUCCGGAAACUGGCCUUCCUCAGCUCAAAAGGAAGGUAUCAUCCUACCAAAACAACCAGCGGAGAGCAACAGGCAUGAGGAAAAGGGGACAGUCACUGUGAUAACAAAGCCUGACGGUGAGGAAGAAGCUGUGGGGAAACACUCCUCUAUGGCACCAGUGGAUGUGCCGAUAAUUACCAGCAGUAACUCUACAUUGUACUUACGCUCUCUGAGUCACAUUAGUGAAAACAGUGCUGAUGGGGUUGUGGUGCCUGUCAGUGAAUCGGGGGACGUGAUGUCUCUGGUCUCUGGAAUCUCAAUCAAUGACAUUGAAAUGGAGGUGGCCAGCAGAACUCUUGAGUCACCCACUUCUGCUGACACUGACACAGCUGUUGAUGUCACUGAUCCCCACCCAGUCAGGAAGCAACACAAUACAUCCACCUCUGUGGAUACAUCGGCCCCUCUGAGAGCAGGAGCAGACUCCAAUGUUGUAGAAAGUGGGGAUAUGACAUAUCUAGCUCUGCGGGUGCCAGUGGAGGACGAUAUCCCAGCUUCAAGUUCCAACUGUCUGUCUGCUAAGGGCUAUGGUCCAGUGGACAGUGGACUAGAGGAUGCCUUGGUAGCUGUACUUUCCUCUAUAGAUGAUUAUAGAGGACCGUUUUCUGAGCUACAACUACUGGAACAAGAGCUGAAACUGCUGCAGGUUACACUGAAGGGUGGGAGGCACAGCCGGUCACCCAGUGUAGUCAGCCUCACAGUGGAAACAGCUCUUGGCAGCUUUGACUUCCUGAAUGGAUCAGACUGGGAGGAGGAAGAAGAGGAUGGUGAUAAGAGGAGUAGACAUGGCAGGUCAGUGCUGACAAAUGAACUGAAAACCAACCAUCCAAGCCUUUGCACACUUCAGUGUAAUGACACAGUGAGACAUACAGUCUUAAUCAGUAAGCAAAGAAAGUAUGAUCUGAAGGUCAUUAAACCUGAAUCACAAUGCAAAGCUUUAGCUUGUCUCAAGGCCAAAGAAAGCAUUGAUCAGUUGGUGUAUCUCUGCCGGGCAGACAAGGAAGAAGUACGAGAUGCUGCCAAACAAACACUGCUAGUGCUUGGUGAGGAAGGGAAGAUGGCCCAUAGACACGUGGAGACAUCUCAGGACAGCAUCUCAAGACUUUUUGCACCAGGAAGCAUGGCCAGCACAGCUUUUUAACACAACACGCACACAGGCGGUUACAGCUGCUGAAAACAAAAAUUCAGUGACAACACUGGAGAGUAUAAUGUCAUUUUUGCAAUGCUUUGACGUGGUGUCACAGGAAUAUAGGGUAUACUGUCCUCUUCAGCUACGACUGUAGCUAAAAACAUAAAGAAAAAUGUGUUAAAUGCAGUAUAUAUCCUGUCAGAACAAAACUCAAAGGGACAAACUCCAACACUGGCUGCAAACAAGAAAUGCAUCAGACGUCUUAAUAAUGUAAAAUAUUCAUCUACAUCAUAAGUCAAAAGCUUUUCAGAGUCACCUUGUUUAUAAUUAUUUUCCUGGGUCCACAAAUGUGCAAAAUGUUAAAUCUUUAUACUGUUUACUUACUGCUACUACUAUUUCUUUGGAUGCUCUAGAAAGCUGUGGGUUUUUACCAAUGAUAUUACAGUCACUACACUAAGAGUCAUAUACCAGUGGGAGUUAGACUUCUGCUAUUACAUGAAAAUGUGUUUUCUUAACGGGUGCUGCUGUCUCUAGCCUAGCUUAAAGGCUGCUUGGACGAUCUCCCCACAUGUCACUGUCAAAGUAACUAUUUACUGUACUUCUACUUGCUUGCUACUGAAUAGAUCUGAAGCCAAGUCCAAAUGAUU
Messenger RNA from Pundamilia nyererei, 3355 nucleotides. It is a transcript of the gene ripor1, whose product is annotated as RHO family interacting cell polarization regulator 1. The coding region runs from base 285 to 2720 and encodes 811 amino acids. The transcript is spliced from 19 exons. The record is from RefSeq and is a predicted model, not a curated record. Lineage: Eukaryota; Metazoa; Chordata; Actinopteri; Cichliformes; Cichlidae.